AUGAGGAGCGUGAGCGACCCGUCCUUAGGGACUGUUGGUACCACCACGCAGCUUGUGUCUCAAACUAGUCAGACCAACAUACCUACGAUACAACAAACAAAAAAAAAGGAUGGCUAUGUUGGCAAAUCUUUCUUCCACGGUCGCUUACAACAGUUCACCAUCGCUUUGUUGCAACUGCCGUGGCACCUUCAUUGGCAGGUUACUAUAUUUAUAGCAGUUACUUACAAUUUUAUUGUACUUCUGCUGUGGACGUAUGUUUUGGAGAGCAAUUCUAUAUUUCUGUACAUUGCGACUUCUGUGGUAGAAGUUAUUUUCAUCCUGGAUUUUGUCAUCAACGUGCUCCAUUACUAUUGGGCGGCGGUUCGACUCCACAUUAGGGUGUACAGACGAAGUUUCGUCGCGUUGACAUACGACGGAAUAUCCAUUCUCCCUUUCUAUAUGUUUCGUCAUUAUAACUUUUAUCUUGCCAGAGAGAGAAAUAAUUGCGAUCCUACUAAUAUUUAUUACAGAUACUUGGCUUGUUUGUAUUAUUGUUCCUGUCGGUGCUUUAACACAAUAUUUGGAGAUGCAUUUCCGAUGCGAGACAAUGCCAAGGUACUAACAACAUUAAUUAUGAUCACCGGGUUUGCUGUGGUGCGUUAUUGGUUUGUGGGCGCUCUGGCUUGGGAGUACGUCCUGGAUAACCAUCUCUGGGCAGACUUCGUCGAACAGUAUCAUCACAUGGUAAAGUACCUUGUGGAUUGUGGAGCACCGACUUAUCUGGUGGAACAAGCGAAGGAGUAUAAACAUCAACUGUGGAAUAUGAAGGGGGGUGUACUAACAUCUAACUAUUUGAUGGAGCUACCACACUGUCUCAAGACCGACCUCAUCUUUGACAUAAACGUUCCAUAUUUUCACAGGACGCUCUUGUUCAGAGAUACUGGAGAAGGUUUUCUGCGUCAAAUUUCUCCUCUAAUGACGCACCAGCUAUAUCUUGAAGGACAGUCGAUCUGGAGCCAGGGUGUCGUCAAGAGUGGCAUGUUUUGUAUCAAGAAGGGAGUCAUCGAAAUGCUAUCUGAUGAGGACGAUGAAAGCCCUAUGAUCGCGUUUGGUGAAGGCACUGUUCUAGGAGAGUUGAGCUUAUUCUACUCAAUACCGGCGAAAGUAACAGUGAAAGCUGCCACUUAUGUUGAAUUGCAGAUAUUGAAGAGAAUACAUUUUAUGCGGGCUAUGGCAGAGAAUCCUCAAACGUUUUCAAUAAUACGUGAAAGGAUGUGUUCAAGACUGCAGAAGAUGAAAGCCAAACAGGAAGAUAUUGAGGAAUAUGACAAGUGUGACUCGAGGUUGAUUCGAACCCGGUACAGGCCAAUGAAACUAUUCAAGGAUCGUCUGGCGGGGGUUGAAGAAGAUGACCCUACUUUUGUGGACGACUCUCACUUGUACUACAGAGACAGAAACAAUCAGAGGCUUCCGAAAUUCACGACAGACUAUAUGGAGCUGUAUCAGCUAUGUAACAAUGUCACCACGGUGGAUGCACCACACAUUGUUCUUAAUUCCGAAUUCCCAUGGAUUCUUCGGCCUGAUACCUCGUUUACAUUAAUGUUUAGUAUAAUCCACUUCUGUAUAAUUCUAUACAUAUGCAUAGCAUUUCCACUCCAAGCGAUUGAUCUCGACAUAUCUGAUAAUCAGUAUGUUGUGAAUUCCAUUAUUAUGGUCGGCCUACUAAUGAACAUUUAUGUACAGAUUACCACGGCUAUAAUAGACGAGGGAUUGAGUAUCACUACUAUAGGUGGUAUAACAGAGUACAAAUUGUCGAAGUUUGGUUUUUAUUUGGACAUAAUGUCUGUUUUCCCGACAUCUAUUUUUGCGUCAUCUCUCGAUCCUAGUGGAAUAACCUUGGCUAUGGAGGUAUCUAGACUGGUCCCAAUCAUCCAAGUCUGGCAUAUAUGGGACUAUAUGGGACAGUGGGGAGCCACUUUUCAUGCUAAUGUAAAGGUGUUUUUUUUCUUCAAGAACUGUGCGAUUUUUAUCAUAUUCUGCUACUGGGCAGGAUGUUUCCUGUAUAUGUAUUCCUGUCCAAAGAGAUUAUGCACUGAGGGUUCUUGGAUGCAACAGCUGAUAUACCUUGAGACGAAGUUGUUCGUGACCCGUCGAGCCAAGCAUGUGCGGCCCAUCCUGUCGUCGAUCGUUUUUGGGACCGCCAUCUUUACCGGGAGUGGUAGUUCCAAUUACAUGCCAGGGAGUUCUGACUUGGUAGUGGUAAUGAUAAUCUUCAUCAUCGGAAUGUAUCUCAAUUGUGUCUACACAGCAAAAAUCUGCAGCGUGUAUUUUCUGUCUAUGGCCCGACGUCUGAGAUUUCGGCAAUCCAUGAGGGAGUUAUUCUACUUCCUCACAGUUAAUCGAGUCCCCUUGAAGAUCAAGAUGAGAGUGCACAAGUAUUUCACGGUACAAUGGUAUUACAACAAUGCAGUGUCAACAACUGAAAUAUUAAGGGAUAUGUCGCCUAGCAUACAACAAGAGGUUCUUUCCAUAGAGAUGGUGGAUACUUUGUUGUUUUGCCCGAUAUUUCAGGAGUGCUCUCAAGACUUCUUGCAGACCGUAGCAGGGUUCGCGUCUAUUGCGAUCUUACCAGACAACGAGGUGGUCCAACAUGCUGCCGAUAUCAACCGGGACAUGUACGUCAUUCAGAAGGGUUAUUGCAAACUUGUCAAUCACGAAGGGAGAAAUGUGAAAACCCUCGGUCCCGGUGAUCAUUUUGGAGUAAUAGAAAUGAUGUUUGGUUUACCUAAGGUAUAUACGGUGUGGACUGCAACCAACUGCGUCUUACGUCGUAUCGAAUACAGUUCCUUGGUGCAGAGCUGGAGCUCAUUCCCCGACGUCAGCGAACCAUUACGAUUUUUACAGAAUAGCGAAGAACUGCGAUCUUUAGCGGAACAAUUUGAAGAAGCAAGGCCUGUUGUAGGACGCAUAGGGAAAAACAUUAACAGAAUUGCUCAAGAGAUAAAAGAAAGUUUCGUUGUCUUGAGGACACAGACAGAAAAGACAGAGUUUACAAGUGUUUUCGAGAAGUUGGGAUAUAUGAGAUAUUGUAGGUACAUUUUUCUACCAGGUUGCAUUACUCCCCACGGUAUGUUUUUAAAGGUGUGGUGUGCUCUGCGUGUGGCUUUUGCUGUAUACUACAUGAUAAUUAUACCCUAUAAUAUUUCUAUACAUUACCAGCGGCAUACUUGUUCUUAUAACUAUACGGAUUUAUUUCUUUACGUGGACAUUAUUGUGAUGUCUUACGUUGCAUAUUACAACGAAAAGUCGCUGCUGAUAGCACACCCCUUAUUAACUACGAAACAAUACUUGAAGACAACGUUUUUGUUUGAUGUUUUGUCAAUUUUCCCCUUUGAGCUACUGUUCCGAUUUGUGAAUGAUCAAAUCGAUCAAGAUAUUUGCAGAAUUAAUCGGCUUCUUCUAGUGCAGAGAAUAUCAGGAGCGUUCUCAUACUGGCAAGGCGAUAUAAUGCAAGUCAACUUUGUUAUGGUUAUGUUGAAGCAUCUACCACUUGUGAUAACAUUGGUGAACCUGAUGACAGCAGUCAUCUUCAUGAACUCAUGUACAUCGAUUACAUUACCGAAUGAUUCGACGAUCUAUGUCCGCUGUGACAGGGCCCUCACCAAUAUGUACUCAGAAUAUGAUCUUGGAUUGCGUUUAAAUGAAUAUCUCGUAACUUUAUAUUGGAUAUUUGCUAUCUUUGUUGGGUGUGGUUGUACCGCUGCAUCCAUCACAACAGCAAUGGAUUUGGUGUUGAUAACCGUUUUAAGGAUCACUGGCUUCCUCUAUUUCGCUUUCAUGUUCGGCUAUAUUUCAUCCACAAGAACAUCCACGUCAAAGUCAUUGCUUGAGCAUAAUGAAAAUACGAAGGAUUUGGAAAACUUUUUAUAUCAACAGAAUGUUGAUCCGAAUCUUACAACGAAAACGAUCAAGUACUUUGAAUAUGUGUGGAAGAGAACAAACGGGAGUAAGCCUCAGGAAAUUUGCCGCUAUCUCCACUCUGCCCUGAUGGAAGACACGCUGGUGUUCAUGUACGAGCGUGCUCUGCGGGAGGUGCCUCUGUUCUGCAACGUGGAGCGAUCCUUCAUCCGCGUCGUCACCCAGCACCUCAACGAGAUGUACUUCCUCAAAGGAGACACUGUUGUUCAGUGUCGUGACCUGCAACAGAACAUCUACAUCAUCUAUAAAGGAAAGGUGGACGUUCUCAAUUCCUACAACGAGAUGGUCUCCUGCAUGGGCCCGGGAGGAAUGUUUGGAAACUUCUCUGGAAAAGCCUUAUCGUGCUCCGAAGUUGCUAUUUACGCUAGUAGGAGCCUGGAUCUGCUAGUAUUACCUAGUCAAACAUUUUUCAAUCUGAUCAAGUAUUAUCCAAAAAUCCAGGGACCUUUACAAAAGGCUUUCACAGUUUCUAAAGAUUACAUUAUGCCGAUAUCCGUAGAUACUGACGGGGGUUCGUCGAAUGAUGAAUCAGAAGGCGAUGAAGACAGAUCAGGAUCAUUAUCGAACGUAUCGGGAUUCACAAACAGGAGCGGGUCUAUCAGCGAUGGAUUCUCGAAAUACGACAAUAUUUCCCAUUCGGCAUCCCAAUCUGAUUUAAGCCAAGCGAAGUCAGCUUCGAGUAUGUCCACAUUCCAUAGUUAUAUGCACAUCUCCAAUCUAUUGAGACCAGGAUCAUUCUUAUAUCAGUGUUUCGGCUAUGUGAGUUGCAUGGUGACCACGGUUAAUUACAUUCUGAUCCUGUACGAAGUUGUGACUCUCAACGACUGCUUGAUUCUUUGUUGGAUACAGGCUUUCAUCGACAUCUUCUUUUACCUAAAAAUUUACAUGUCUAUGCAUCAAGGAUUUUUGAAUAAACGCGGGGACUUUGUAACGGAAGGAGUGAAAUGCCGCAAGAGAUAUAGGCAACAUAAGCUAUGGGGGUGGACUGACGUAUUGGUCAACUUUCCGCUAGAAUUUAUCGCAUUUAUAUUUCCCUCACCCCUAAGGCUAAUACAUUACUUACGAGCCCACAAAAUGUUGAGACUCGUGUACAUUGUAGACUUCUACAGGAAGACUGCGGCUGAACUUACCAACAAUCUUACUACUCUCCAGGUUGUAACGACAUGUGUCGUAAUAGUACUGGUAAUCCACACAGCAUCAUGCGCGUGGCUAACGCUCAUGAUAGCCUCCUCGCCUAUCUGCUACGUCCGCACCGUCAAAGUACAUCUUAUUGACGAAGAAAUUUCGGAUAUGAGAUCACAGAACUAUUGGGACUAUGUGACGUCAAUUUACGUCAUAGUUUCGGAGACGACCACGACUGGUGGUGACGAAUUUGUCAUCGAGUAUUUGGUGGCGAUCGGCCUGUUGACAUUCUGCCUGAUCUGCGGUAAAAUUAUGUCCGCUGUCAUAGUAGGAUCGUCUAUGCAGGUUGCUUACGCCAAGAAACAUGCGCUUGCAAACUACGAGAAUGUAACAAAAUGUCUUAUGAAGGUCUUGUCUAAUCAGGGAUUAUCUGUGUAUCAAGCGAAGAAGUUCUGGGACUAUGUCAAACAUCUGUGGACCUAUGAACGAGGGAGGCAGUUGCCGGUGUUACUAGCGCAGACCCCGCACGUGCGUCGAUGUGACCUGAUGUCCGCCAUGUUUGGUCACCACCUGCGCAACUGUUACCUCUUCGCUGACACUGGAGAUGCGUUCCUAAAGCACCUCACUGCUUCUUUGGAGUACACUGCUUUCUUUCCUGGUAACUACAUCGUCAUGGCGGGCGACACCGAGGCACGGAUGUACUGGGUGGCAUCAGGGACUGUGUCGGUGGUCUCCAUUAGGAGUGACCUCACGGAGACAGUGCACGAGCAGCUCAGUGCUGGGGACGUGUUUGGCAUACUGCAGGGGUUGACGAGGGGGAUGCCACACGUGUUCUCUUACAGGUCUGAGACGAAGGUAAGUGUCCUGUCCCUGUGCCUGGAUCACUGGAUAAACAUCCUGCAGUUCUUCCCAGAGGCUCAUCAGAUCAUCUACGAAAGAUCAGAGUAUCUCUUUACUCAACUCUCGCCUUAA
This is a messenger RNA of Pectinophora gossypiella (pink bollworm), 6051 nucleotides long. RefSeq lists its product as uncharacterized. Lineage: Eukaryota; Metazoa; Arthropoda; Insecta; Lepidoptera; Gelechiidae. The record is from RefSeq and is a predicted model, not a curated record. Gene Ontology annotation, molecular function: protein-containing complex binding. Bases 1 to 6051 code for a protein of 2016 amino acids. The transcript has 45 exons.